Messenger RNA from Zingiber officinale, 1363 nucleotides. RefSeq names its product leucine-rich repeat extensin-like protein 6. Gene Ontology annotation, molecular function: protein binding. Lineage: Eukaryota; Viridiplantae; Streptophyta; Magnoliopsida; Zingiberales; Zingiberaceae. The transcript has a single exon. The record is from RefSeq and is a predicted model, not a curated record. The coding region runs from base 72 to 1214 and encodes 380 amino acids.
CAUCAUCAUUGUUAUUUAUCACCUUAUAUAUAAUAUUGUUGUCUGUACUCCAUUUCCAUUACGAAUCAAGCAUGGUCUCCUUCUUCCUCUUCCUCCGCAGAGGAAGCUUCAGAUUCAGCUUGUUCUUGCUCUGUCUUCUUCCUGUGCUCUGCUCCUCCCAGUACUACCCGCCGUCGAAUCCGCGGCUGGAGAAGGCCUACGUGGCGCUCCAGGCCUGGAAGAGAGCCAUCACCGCCGACCCCAAGAACGUCACCGGCAACUGGUGCGGCCCCCACGUGUGCAACUACACCGGGGUCUACUGCGCGCCGGCGCCAGACGAUCCCUGCCAGAUCACCGUCGCCGGAAUCGACCUCAACCACGAUGCGUUGCAGGGCACCCUCCCUGAGGAGCUCGGCCUCCUCGCUGACCUCGCCGUCUUCCACCUCAACUCCAACGGCUUCCGCGGCACUCUCCCGGCGUCGUUCAAGGGAUUGAGACUCUUGUACGAGCUCGACAUCAGCAACAACCAGUUCGAGGGCGGGUUCCCCUCCGUCGUGCUCGAGCUACACUCGUUGAGGUACCUCGACAUCCGCUACAACCGUUUCUGCGGCGGCGUGCCUUCCUGCCUCUUCGAUCUCCGGCUGGAUGCUCUGUUUAUUAACAACAAUGACUUCACCUUCUCCAUCCCGGAAAACAUCGGGAACUCGCCGGUGUCGGUGCUGGUCUUCGCCGACAACCAGAUCAACGGAUGCUUCCCCAAGGCCAUCGCCAACAUGCGCGACACCCUGCGCGAGCUCAUCAUCAUGAACAGCGGCCUCAGGGCCUGCAUCCCGCCGGAGAUCGGCCAGCUCACCAAACUCCGCGUGCUCGACCUCAGCUACAACCACCUCGUCGGCCACCUGCCGGCCUCCAUCGGCGACAUGAAGAAGCUGGAGCAGCUGGACGUGGCCCACAACAAGCUCUCCGGCGAGAUCCCCUGCGGCAUCUGCGACCUCCCGCGGCUCAAGAACUUCACCUACUCCUACAACUUCUUCUGCGAGGAGCCGGAGAGUUGCCUCAGGAUCCGCCGCCACGACGACCGCUUGAACUGCUUCCCCUUCCGGCCGCUGCAGCGCCCGGCCGAACAGUGCGCCGCUUUCCUCUCCAAACCCAAAUUCUGCGACUCCAACGGGUGCAUAGCCCACCCACCGCCGCCGCCGCCGCCGCCGCCGCCGCCCCCUGUUCAUCCGUACUGAAAAUGAGAUCGUUCCUGGUGAUGAUUGCUCGAUGCAUUUACAGUUUACACUUUAAUUUUCUCCGUCAAAUUCGAAGUUAAUAUAUGAUUUGUGAACUUUAAUUAGAUUACUGGAUAUAAAAAAUAAAGCUUUGUGAAUUGUGAAACCCA